Molecule: messenger RNA, 1633 nt
Organism: Ricinus communis (castor bean)
Lineage: Eukaryota; Viridiplantae; Streptophyta; Magnoliopsida; Malpighiales; Euphorbiaceae
Product: F-box/kelch-repeat protein At3g06240
Exons: 1
Coding region: 296-1414 (372 amino acids)
Molecular function (GO): protein binding
Source: RefSeq, a predicted model, not a curated record
ACAAAGGGCGCCACCUUCAAUUUAUAAAACAGAAACCAAAUGUAAUCAUACAGAAUCCAUUGACUUUUUCUUUUCCAUUUACAGACACUUGCAGAGAAAACAAUGGCCGUCUCACUGGGAAUUUACUGGACUAAUUGGUAUUCUGCAAGAGACUACUAGAGAGAGUAAGAACUCUUCAAGGAAAAGUUUGUUCAUUCAAUUUGCCCAUCUUACUUGAGGGAUUGGAGAAAAUCUAGCAAUCAUCGUGGAUUAUUUGCCUGAAGAUCUGAUAAUCAAAAUUUUGUUAAGAUUACCUAUGCUACAUCUCGUGCGUUUCAGGUGCGUUUGCAAAUCUUGGUGUGCUCUUCUUUCUGAUCCAAAAUUUAUUUAUGAGAAACUUCUUUUUAGUGGUGAACAUCAGAAUUAUGAUAAUUCUCCUCACCCUGUUGUUGUUAAACGUCAAGAUAUUAGUACCAGAAAUUAUUUUUUCUCUGUAUUCUCUUGUGAUACAUUUGAAAUAUCUGCCCCUCGAGAGAUACCAUAUCCUAAAGAUAUUAUGAUGAACAUGUCAGAUAUAUCAAUUGUAGGUUCUUCUUCUAAUGGCUUCAUUUGUCUUCGUGAUAUAUAUGAUCCUGAUAUUGUUUUAAGCAACUGGAAGGACUGUUAUGAAACUGAUUGUAAUAUGAUUCUAUGGAACCCUUUAACUUCUGAGAUUAAGAUUAUUCCAAAAUCUAAUGCUUCGCGUCCUCCAAAUACUACUUAUUCUCGCUUGCUGCUAGUUGAAUUUGGAUUUGACAGAAAAUCUAAUGACUGCAAGAUACUCAAGACGUUUUUAGUCUUUCACAAUGGGCCACAAAGUGAUUACUUUGUUGAAAUAUAUAGCUUAAGCAAUGAUUCAUGGAGAGCAGUUGAUGUUGUUGUGCCUUUUAAGUUCUAUUCUUUUGAUGAUAGAUGUCAUUAUACGGGUGCAAAUGGUGAAUUUCAUUGGUGGUCUAAGGAUGAAAAUGGUCAAUAUCAAAUUGUUUCUUUUGACUUGAGUGAUGAAAAAUUCAAAACAUCACCUCUACCAGAUGCUAUCGAUACUUGCUUUAGAUUCUGGACGUUUUUCUGUUUGAGUGAAUAUGUGACUAUGCUCCUCUCCUCUGAUUGUUCAUUCGGUGUAGAGUUCAUUGAUAUAUGGAUAAUGUAUGAAUAUGGCGUGAAAGAAUCAUGGACUAAACUGUUCACUGUAUCAUCCCUUCCAUGUGUGGAGAGACCAUUAGGGUUUUGGAGAAAUGGGGAAUUGUUUAUGGCCACUUGGAGUGGUCAACUACUCUUAUGGAACCCCGGUACAGAAACAAUUACCGAGUUUCAAAUUGAUGGUGUGCCAGAAUCCUUGCAAAUUGUCGCUUUUAAUGGAGGGCCAAUUCCAUCGAAGCUUAGAAAGAAAAUAUGAGCAGAGGCAAAGCUGAGAUGCAAUGACAGUGCAUUAUUAGAGAUUGCUGUAAUUCUUUUUUAUUCAGAGAUGUGAUCUUAUAACUUUUUAUAAUUAGUCAUUUUAUGUAUUAUCAUGCUUGUUAAUUGUAUUAUCUGUGAAUGUGAGAAUGAUUGUGAAGCUCAAUUGGUUAAAUUCACUGUUUGAAGUUUUGAAAUAAAGUAGAACAUGUUAUCUAAA